Molecule: messenger RNA, 2225 nt
Organism: Tupaia belangeri chinensis (Chinese tree shrew)
Lineage: Eukaryota; Metazoa; Chordata; Mammalia; Scandentia; Tupaiidae
Gene: CTDSP1
Product: CTD small phosphatase 1
Molecular function (GO): RNA polymerase II CTD heptapeptide repeat phosphatase activity
Source: RefSeq, a predicted model, not a curated record
GUGACCAGAAGUCAGCGGCUUCCCAGAAGCCCCGGAGCCGGGGCAUUCUCCACUCACUGUUCUGCUGCGUCUGCCGUGACGAUGGGGAGAACUUGCCGGCUCACAGUGGGGCACCCCUGCUUGUGGAGGAGAACGGUGCCAUCCCCAAGCAGACCUCAGUCCAGUACCUGCUCCCCGAGGCCAAGGCCCAGGACUCGGACAAGAUCUGCGUGGUCAUCGACCUGGACGAGACCCUGGUGCACAGCUCCUUCAAGCCAGUGAACAACGCAGACUUCAUCAUCCCCGUGGAGAUCGAUGGGGUGGUCCACCAGGUGUACGUGCUGAAGCGGCCCCACGUCGAUGAGUUCCUGCAGAGAAUGGGUGAGCUCUUCGAGUGUGUGCUGUUCACCGCCAGCCUCGCCAAGUACGCAGACCCAGUUGCUGACCUGCUGGACAAGUGGGGAGCCUUCCGGGCGCGACUGUUCCGAGAGUCAUGCGUCUUCCACCGUGGGAACUAUGUGAAAGACCUGAGCCGGCUGGGCCGAGACCUCCGACGGGUGCUCAUCCUGGACAACUCGCCCGCCUCCUAUGUCUUCCAUCCGGACAACGCCGUACCGGUGGCCUCGUGGUUUGACAACAUGAGUGACACAGAGCUCCACGACCUCCUCCCCUUCUUUGAGCAGCUCAGCCGUGUGGACGACGUGUACUCAGUGCUCAGGCAGCCGCGGCCUGGGAGCUAGUGAGGCGCCAUGGGGCCAGAACCUGCCCCUGACCGUUGGCACUCCUCCUCACACGCAGACUCCCAGCAGCAGCCUCCGUGGGCCACACUCAGCGCCCUGGGGAAGCAGUUGUCUCCCCCACCAGCCCUGCCAGACUGCAGCAGGGAGGAACGGGCAGCAUGGAGCCCCUGAGCCCCUGUGUCAGUGCCUUCAAACUUCUUCACCCCCAGGGGACUUGGGGGCCCUGCCUACCACCUCCCUUUCUGCCUCCUCCUCUGUGCUGCCUUGUUUCUCUGCUGCCAAGCUGGGCCCCAUGGCCCCUCCUGAUUCUGCUUGGGGAAGCAGGUUCGCUGCCUUGCGCCCUGGGUCCUCGGCCUGGGAAGGACAGAUACCAAGUGCCUUGCAUAGAGCCCCUGUCCUACCCAGCCUUCCCAGGAACACGGGUUGCUCUUGCCUGGAACGUCCUGCCCUCCCGCCCAUUGUCACAGCCUAGGCUGGUCAGGAAGGAACGGGUUGCCCCUUCCCCACCUCCCUGGGGACUGAUGGAGCCCCCUAAUCUCCCUGGGGUGGGGGGAGAGGAGACAGGGCUGUUACCACUUGGGAAGGGAGCAGAGGUCCAUCCUGCAGGACUCUGCAGUUCAGCUUCUCCUGGCCGAGGGCUGUUCCGGCAUCGCCCGAGCCACCUCCUUACUUCUGCCUUAACCCCCCAAAAGUCCUGGGACUUGGUGCUCCCAGCACUGAGUGAGCACAGGCAGGACCCCUCGUGGUGCCAUAUAAAUAUGUAUAUGUGUAUAUAGAGUUUUAGGGGAAGGAGGGAGGAUGGGGAGGGGUAGAGACUCCUUUCCUAUGUGCCUUUCCUGGGCCCAGAAAUUGAGGGGAGGGAGGGAAAGGAUUUUUACAUUUUUCUAAGUGCUGUUUUCUGAAUGGAACAAGCUGGGCCCAGGGCCCUGGGCCCAGUCCUGUUCUCCCACACCCUUUGCUCCAUUCAUGUAAAAGACGUUUAUUGAGCACCUGUGCCCAGCACUGAGCUAGGCCACCUGCUAUGGGUAUGGGAGUGUCUACACAACCCAGUGGUUCCUCCCCACCCACUCCAGACUUCACCAGUGCCUUUGGGAAUCUGCAGGAGGUGGGACCUUGUGGGGUUUGGGGGUAGAGCUCCAGGAAUCCUGACCAAGCUGCCCCCUCCCCUGUGCCAACCCACCCCCUGUAGGGGACCCUCACCUUGCCCCCUGCUGGCUGGGGGCAGUUCCUGGGACAUCCUGCCUUCCAACUCUUGACUCCUCUUUCUGAAACCUUACCCAUUCUUGUGAGUCUAGAGGUCAAGGCCUUGGGCACCCCCAGGGUCUAAUGGUUAAGGGGACCCACUACCAGUGCCAAGGGGGAUGUCAAGUGAUGUCACCCGCCCUCCCUCCCGCAGAUCUGGUGUGGUGCGGGGAGGGAGGCCUGAAAUGGGACAUUUAAGUGCCUUCUCUGACAGCCCGAUGGUGUGGAGAGAACUAAAGAGAAAGCCAGACCCCGCCCCCCAAA